GGAGGAGCGGCGCCCGAGCCAGCGCCGGCGUGCGCCCCGGCCCCGUGCCACGGCGUCUCCUUCCACAUCCAGAUCGGGCUGAGCCGCGAGUUCGUCCUCCUGCCCGCGCCCUCCGAUCUCGCCCACGUCAAGCAACUGGCGUGCUCCAUCGUGGAUCAGAAGUUUCCCGAGUGCGGCUUCUACGGCCUCUAUGACAAGAUCCUGCUUUUCAAGCAUGACCCUUCCUCGGCCAACAUCCUGCAGCUGGUCCGCACGGCCUGCGACAUCCAGGAGGGGGACCUGGUGGAGGUGGUCCUCUCAGCCUCAGCCACGUUCGAGGACUUCCGGAUCCGCCCCCAUGCGCUCAAUGUGCACUCCUACCGUGCGCCGGCGUUCUGCGACCACUGCGGAGAGAUGCUCUUCGGCCUGGUCCGCCAGGGCCUCAAGUGUGACGGCUGCGGCCUGAACUACCACAAGCGCUGCGCCUUCAGCAUCCCCAACAACUGCAGCGGCGCCCGCAAGCGGCGGCUCUCGUCCACCUCGCUGGCCAGCGCCCAGUCGCUGCGCCUCUCCGCCUCCAGCUCCCCGUCCUGCACGUCCGACGACCUGAGCCUCAUCUCUGCAGAGACCUUCCCCCGCCGGCUGGCGUCCUCCACCUACAUCGGGCGCCCCAUAGAGCUGGACAAGCUCUUCCUCUCGAAGGUCAAGGUGCCCCACACCUUCCUCAUCCACUCCUACACCCGCCCCACGGUCUGCCAGUACUGCAAGAAGCUCCUCAAGGGGCUCUUCCGGCAGGGACUCCAGUGCAAAGACUGCAAAUUCAACUGCCACAAGCGCUGUGCCAGGCGGGUGCCCAACGACUGCCUUGGCGAGACGCUCUUCAACGGCGGAGAUGUGCCGAUGGAAGAACCCAGUGAUCUCAGUGAAGCUGAGAAGAACUCGCUCAUGGACGAGUCGGAUGAUUCUGGCAUCAUCCCCGGGUCCCAUUCAGAGAACGAGCCGCAGAUGGGCGAGGACGCCGACGACAUCAGCAAAUCCCAGGGCUCCGUGGGGUACAUCCCGCUGAUGCGAGUGGUGCAGUCCGUCCGGCAGACAACCCGCAAGUCCAGCACGGCCCUGAAGGAAGGCUGGGUGGUGCACUUCAGCAGCACCGACACCCUGCGGAAGCGCCACUACUGGCGGCUGGACAGCAAGUGCCUCACCCUCUUCCAGAACGACACCAGCAGCCGCUACUACAAGGAGAUCCCCUUGUCCGAGAUCCUGGCAGUGGAAACCGCCAAAGACGUCUCCCUGUUGCCGCCGGGCGCCAAUCCGCACUGCUUCGAAAUCAUCACGGCCAAGGCCACCUACUACGUCGGAGAGAACGGCGUGCCCGGCAACCACCCGCACGGCGGGGACAGCCUGGAGCACGCCCGGGCGUGGGAGACGGCCAUCCGCCAGGCCCUGAUGCCCGUCGUCCUGCAAGGGGCGGCUGGCGCCCCGGGCCAGGCGCCCCACCGACAGGCGUCUCUGCGCAUCUCGGUGUCCAACAGCCAAAUCCAGGAGAACGUGGAUAUUUCCACCGUCUACCAGAUCUUCCCGGAUGAGGUUCUGGGCUCUGGGCAGUUUGGGGUCGUCUAUGGAGGGAAGCACCGGAAGACCGGGCGGGACGUGGCAGUGAAGGUGAUCGACAAGCUCCGCUUCCCCACCCAGCAGGAGAGCCAGCUGCGCAACGAAGUCGCCAUCUUGCAGAGUCUGCGGCACGCCGGGAUCGUGCACCUGGAGUGCAUGUUUGAGACGCCGGAAAAAGUCUUUGUGGUGAUGGAGAAGCUUCAUGGCGACAUGCUGGAAAUGAUCCUCUCGUCGGAGAAGGGGCGGCUGCCCGAGAGGCUCACCAAGUUUCUCAUCACGCAGAUCCUGGUGGCUCUGCGGCAUCUGCACUUCAAGAGCAUCGUGCACUGCGACCUGAAGCCGGAGAACGUCCUGCUGGCGUCCGCCGAGCCGUUCCCCCAGGUGAAGCUGUGUGACUUUGGCUUUGCCCGCAUCAUCGGCGAGAAGUCGUUCCGACGCUCCGUGGUGGGCACCCCGGCCUACCUGGCCCCCGAGGUGCUGCUCAACCAGGGCUACAACCGCUCCCUGGACAUGUGGUCCGUGGGGGUCAUCAUGUACGUCAGCCUGAGCGGCACCUUCCCCUUUAACGAGGACGAAGACAUCAAUGACCAGAUCCAGAACGCCGCCUUCAUGUACCCAGCCAAUCCGUGGCGCCAGAUUUCGGUCGAAGCCAUCGAUCUGAUCAACAACUUGCUCCAGGUGAAGAUGCGGAAGCGCUUCAGCGUCGAUAAGUCGCUCAGCCACUCGUGGCUACAGGACCACCAGACGUGGCUGGACCUGCGGGAGCUGGAGGGCCGGAUGGGCGAGCGCUACAUCACGCACGAGAGCGACGACGCGCGCUGGGAGCACUUCGCGGCCGAGCACGGCCUGCCCUACCCGGCCCACCUGCGGGUGCGCCGCCUGGAGGAGGAAGAGGAGGAGGAGCGGCGGCGGGAGGUCGAGAUGACGGGCUUGGCUGAGAGGGUCAGCGUGCUCUGAGCGUGCGCGCCAGCGAGCGGACUCCGUCUCCGGACUUGCCCCAGUUCUCUCCGCCGGACUGGGAUCUGCUGGGGCGGCGUCAGAUCGGUCUCCCAGUGAAGCGGACGGGGAGCUCUCCCCCGCGCCCGCCCCCCCGCUUGCAGUGGGGAGCUGCUCUGUGUAGCCGCGCAUUGGGGGCAGGAUCGUGACUGGCGCCAGCGCUCA
Varanus komodoensis (Komodo dragon) is the source of this 2751-nucleotide messenger RNA. RefSeq names its product protein kinase D2 (gene PRKD2). NCBI's taxonomy places the organism in Eukaryota, Metazoa, Chordata, Lepidosauria, Squamata, Varanidae. The coding region runs from base 394 to 2547 and encodes 717 amino acids. Gene Ontology annotation, biological process: protein phosphorylation. The transcript is spliced from 18 exons. The record is from RefSeq and is a predicted model, not a curated record. Gene Ontology annotation, molecular function: protein serine/threonine kinase activity; ATP binding.